CUUUGUGUAUAAUGUGCUGCACGUAUCGUAUCGUAUAUCUUGCCAAUAUAGACACACCACUUGUUAUAAACUCUUGAAAUUAUGCAUUUUAAAUUUUCAUAUAAGUAUUUAAAUACAUAGGAACAAAAACAUUUCAAAUGCUUUUGAAUGCUUGCAGGGUAUGAGGGCACUUCAAGAUCGGAAGUUUUGCUAGUAACUUUUUUUUAUGGUAUAGGUGCAGGGUGCAUACAUUUUUUUUUAUAUAACUCGUCGGUAUAAUUGUAGAUUGAGGACAAAGUCGUCGGACGAGUCCCGACAGAAAUCGGCAUAAAAGUUUAUUGCUCUUUAUAGCUUUAAGUUAUACGUACUUUCAAAUGCUUUUUUCCUGAUAAAACGUACCUGUUAAUUUAAAAUUAAACUUAGGUACUUAACAAGUAUAACUAUAGUAAAACUUAACCUAUAUUUAAUAUGAUUCCUACAUGGUAUUCCGUUGCAGCAUUAUAUAAUAUAAUAAUGGUAUUAUUAUACCUCCACGCGCGUGUUAUUACUACAACAAACGGCCGCGCACGCGCCCACUGCCGCCGCCGCCGUCUCCUCCGCGGCGCAGUGAUUGAUUUUCGCGCCACCGGCCGAUGUUGUCGCGGCGGCGCCCACAUCGCGCCCAAGUUUCACGCGGCGCGCACGGCGACUGCACCAUGUUCUCCUCCGACGGCAUGACGUGCCCUCCGGACGCCGACGGCACCGCGGCUUACGGUCACCGGCGACGGUGCAGCGGCUUGAUCGGUUGCGCGCUUCUCGCUUCCGAAGCGGCGGCCCACGUCGCCAGGCUGUGCCGGUCCAACCCGCGACUGCUGUCCAUGUUGGUCCAGGAGAAGUGUGGCGACGACGCCAAUAGCAGCCGUUUCACGCAUGACUUCAAGACGCUGGCCGACGUGCUGGUGCAGCGAUUGGUCUCCAAACGCAUCGGCCGACAGUUUCCAGAACUCGAAGGGAACGUAUAUGGCGAAGAAAACGAUACAAUACAAAACAAUAAAGGUCAAGACGUCACCAUACAAAUCGGAGAGACGGUAGAAGAGACGUUGCAGUGUUUGACGAAAGCUCUGGGCGACGAUUUGGACUCGGCCCAGAGCUUAGCCGAAGCUGCUCACAAAGAGUUCGGAUCGAAAGAUCUCAACGUCGACUGUUAUCCGCCCGAAGAGGAAAACCUCAAUUUGGAGAAAAUCGGAAUAUGGAUCGAUCCCAUUGAUUCAACAAACGAAUAUAUAAACGGAAAUGUCGAUACCAUAAACGAAUACGGAUUCCACUCCAGCGGACUUCACUGUGUUACAAUCAAUAUUGGUUUGUUUGACAAGCACAGCGGAAAACCUAUUGCCGGUGUCAUCAAUCAACCGUUUUUCGAAUUCGACGCCGUCAAAGGGUGGAGUGGAAGAUGUUACUGGGCGUAUUGCGACGGACACAAAAGUUUAAACUCGUUGCCAGAAUUCAUUAGCUGCAAUCAGGAGUUGGUGGUGACUAGCAACAGCGAGACGGACGCGGCCAAGGCGGCUCUACGGCGGUCCGGUUACACGGUGGCCACGGCGUCCGGGGCCGGUUACAAGAUGCUGUGCGUGGCGCUGGGCGUCGUCAAGUGCUACGCGCUGACCAAGGACUCGACGUUCGCGUGGGACACGUGCGCCGCGCACGCAAUGAUAGCGUCGCAGGGAGGCACGGCCUGCCACUGCCACACGGCCGACGGGCCACUGACGUAUCGGCCCAAGACCGCUGGCGGCGGACGGGCCCACUGCAACGCGGCCGGCGUGAUCGCUUCGCGUGACCCGCAAACUGUCGACCGAGUGCACGCGCUCCUGUCACCGCUGCACCUGCACUGCGGCAGCAGUUGAUGCGCUUUUGCUGCAGCGGUUGCGCCACGACUGCAGUCGAUGCGGCCCGCGCGCACGCUGUCUUAUUAAAACUACUGUACACAAAGAUAAACUAUUAAUCGCGUAAUUAGGCAUAUACGUACAGGGCACUCUCUCCUUCUUGUUUUAUUUUUCAGGCUAUAUCGUUUAGGAAAAUCAUCAUACUAGCUGUGGGGCGGCGAUCGUUGAUGCUGUGAACAAUAUGGAAAAAUUCAAUUAUAAAAGCGACAUAAUCACGGUGCACUACUGACACGACGAAUUAAUAUUUUUUUUUGGUUCUUAUAAUCUUAUCGCGUGCGAGAUAACUGCGGAAUAUUGACGUUACGCAUCGGUAUAAUCCGAAUAAGACUUUUCGUACUUCUUUGAUUUAUGAUGGACGCAGGCCGUCGUAAAAUAAAUAGACACCGCGUAUGAUAUUUUAUAUUAAAAUACAUUUUUUUUUCUGUUUUCGACAGCCAUAAAAUAUAAGUACACGUCAAAAUAUUCCUAACGAAAUGUAAAACAAAAGUUUCAUUUAUAUAUGAUUAUUGUUUGGUGUAUAAAUGCGUGGUAUUCUAUUAUCCUUAGUUAAAGAAAAAAAUUCUAGACCACCAUCAUGAUAAAAUUGUGUUCCGCAUUAAAAGUAAGUGCCCUCUAAUUUAUUACUAUCGCGUGACAUUUCGUCAUAAUACCGAAUGAACAUCACAUAAUAUACGUAUUAUACAGUAUUUUAUAGUAAGUGCUGUUAUAUAAAACUAUAAUAGUACGAGUUAACUAUUUAGUCAUAAGUAUAGGUAGUUGUAAUAUUAUAUUAUUAUUUUUUCAUAUCUUAAUGGUACCUAGGUAUUAUGCAUAGUUUUAAAAUUUAAAAAAAAUCGUUUUUAUAAUUAAUUAUAUACAAUACAGGGUAAUCAAACCAUUUUGAAAACAAAAAUUAGUCAAUUCUCAUCACUCAACAUUGCUAAGGUUUUUUAACCGCAGGGAAAUUUGUUCGUUUUUCGAGUUUCUUAAAUUAUUGUUAAAGAAAUACUUAGGUAGGUGCUGUAAUAUACCAACCAAAAUGUAGAUGUUCAGUCAUUACUAAACAUAAAUAUUUUAUACGCAGGGGCAGGAACUUACGAGUAGGACGUGUCCACUUGAUGUGGGUGGUUACUUACUGAAAAAGUCUGCUUUCAAAGUCUUGGACAUGUCUUGUCUCAUUCGAAAGAAAUUCGUUACAUAAUAUGAAUUUGAGUACACCGUUUAUGAUGUUCAAUCCUUCAGACAACAAAAUUGUAUAUGCCUACUAUUUUAUUUUCCUCUUUUUUUUUUCACAUAGGUUUUUAUCUGUGAUCGAAAUGUAUUUCUUAACUGAUAUUUAUAAUCAGCGUUACCAAUAUACUUAGAUCAGUAAAAUAAAUGAUACUCGUAAAUAAUUGUGUGUAAUGCGAUAGAGAUAUUGAGUAGUUUCCUUAAUAUAUAUUGUAAUAUUGUGUAGGUACCUACUUAUAAUGAGUAAUAUUACUAUAAUAGUAUGUACGUAUAUUCAUAUUAUAUUUUAAAACAAUAUAAACUGUUCUGUACCUAUAUAUUUUGGAGACCAUAAUAAUAUGAUCUAUUUAUUUAUACAUAUUAAUAACUGUUAAUGACGAAUUAACGAAAUAUUUUAAUUGUAAAUUCUAACUGCUAUAGGCAAUAAUAUUGAUCAUAUUUUUAUAGCUGUAUUGCAUGAUACCAAUAUUUAUAAAAUUCGUAAUAAUGUAGUUAUUAUUAAAUAAUUGUUAUUGUUUGUUACGAUCUAAUACUUGGGACAGUAAAAACAAAUAAUAUGUAAUAAUAUUCAUUAAACACUGUCGGUGCACAUUGCACUAUAUAAUAAUUAUUGUAUUAUCAACCCUACCAACCUUACAGGCUAAUGACCUCAGUCGUCGAAGCCUUAAAAAAAAAAAAAUAAUUGUAUUAUGAAAAAGUUUCUUAGUUUUUGAAUUACAAAAAUGUAGUUACAUUUUAAUUUGAUCACCUAUAUAUUAUAUUGACGAAAUGUAGGUAUACGUUUAUGUCCAUUAUCAUUAUUGUAUUAAAGUGUGAAACAAUACAAUUAAUAUAAGUAAUAUUAUUAUACAUUUAA
Messenger RNA from Metopolophium dirhodum (rose-grain aphid), 3963 nucleotides. RefSeq names its product inositol polyphosphate 1-phosphatase (gene Ipp). Gene Ontology annotation, molecular function: inositol-1,4-bisphosphate 1-phosphatase activity. The record is from RefSeq and is a predicted model, not a curated record. NCBI's taxonomy places the organism in Eukaryota, Metazoa, Arthropoda, Insecta, Hemiptera, Aphididae. The transcript has 5 exons. Bases 612 to 1859 code for a protein of 415 amino acids.